GUGGCUGUCCAGCUGACUGGAUCUAGCGUUACGUCUGUGCUAGCUACUAACUCUUAGCACUCCCACUUCAUUGCAAGCUUUUGCCGUUAACAGACCACUAUGACAUCCUCUGGUGUAUGCCUUUGUUAACUAUCUGCUCAAAUAACAGCUGAAGAAAAACCGGGCUAAUUGCACAAGUGUUGUAGAUGCAGCAGUUUUAUGAAGAAGUGUGAGUGACUUGCACAACAACAAUGGGGAAGAGGAAGGUGCCAGAUCUGUACAGAGCCCCUUUUCCCUUAUACUCCAUUAAAGUGGAUGCUACAUCUGGGCUGGUGAUCACAGCAGGUGGAGGAGGGGCUUCCAAGACUGGUAUAAAGAAUGCUUUGCAAUUCCUGGAACUCCGGCUGGUUGGAGAGCAGCAGUACAGUGCCAGUCUCCUUCACUCUCAUGACACUGACACCCGCGCCACCAUGAACAUGGCUGUAGGUAAUGGUGUAAUUGCUGCAGGGCAGGAUGGGACAUGCUGCCUGAUGAAGUUCAAACACUGCUCACAGAAAGAAGAAGUCAAAGAUGCAGCGAAAGAUGCAGGGAACCGCGUGCAGCAGGGGAAUACCAGGCGACGAGCUGGGAAAAGAGACAAAGAUGGACAGGAUGAAGCUGCAGCCUCUGGAGAUAUGUCAGAUAUGAAGGAUGAGUCGGCUUGUAUCUCUGUGACUGGUUUGGCUGAAGUGCAGUCCGAUCUGAACCCCCUGGAUCCACUCCAGAAGGUGGUCCGGUUCAGUCCUGACCAAAGCCUUCUUCUGACUGGAGGCACAGACGGACACAUACGAGUCUGGGAGUUUCCAUCCCUGAAGAAGAAGUAUGACUUCAAAGCACAUGAAGGGGAGAUUGAAGACUUGGACAUGAGUUUAGGGAACAAGCACCUGGUAAGUGUUGGCCGGGACUUCUCCUGCAGUGUAUGGAGCGGCAGUCAGCUGGCUAUGGGACUCAAAUGGCUUGAAACCAUGCCUCAGAUAGCUGAGAAGACUUAUCGGUAUAUGGCUUGCAGGUUUGGAAAGGUAGAAGACGAACAAGACCAACUGAGGCUUUACACAGUUCAGAUCCCUCAUAAACGAGACAGAAAACCACCUCCAUGCUACCUCACCAAAUGGAAUGGCAAGAGCUUUCUGCCCAUGCUGACGGCUCCCUGUGGCACUGAGGUCAUCUCCAGUCUGGCUGUCAGUGACUCUGGAACAUUUAUUGGCCUUGGAACUGUGACAGGUUCAGUGGCUAUCUACAUCGCGUUCUCCCUUCAGAAGCUAUACUAUGUAGAGGAGUCCCAUGGCAUUGUUGUGACGGACCUGGCCUUCCUGCCUGACUGUCUGAAAGACAAAGAUAUCAAAGGGAAUAAUGAAACCGCCAUGUUGAGUGUAGCUGUGGACAGCCGCUGUCAGGUGCAUGCUGUCCCCAACCGAAGAUCCUUUUCUAUCUGGCUCGUGCUGUUCCUCUGUGGCCUCGUGGUGAUGGGAGUUGUCCUCCUCCUACAGUACCUCUUUCCAGGGUUUAUUUAAAUCAUGCCAGUGUUGCCACAGGUCAGGGUUGAUGGAGGUUGGACACUUCUUCGCGUGACUUACUUUGCAUCUUGAGCCAGUGAAAGCUCUUCAGACUGCAGGCUGACUCUGAACAGCUGACCUUGUCCACCUCAGCACUUACUCAGGGUUGUUCUUCUCAGACCUGUUAACCCAGUCAAACAGGACAGACUGUGGGAUUUUAUUUGCUUUGAUCUCUAUCAGUUAUUCUUAAUCUUUUUUUGGGAUUCAUGUUGAUGAGUUGAAGGGUUCAGGUUUAUGAAUAUUAAAGGGUGGGGUCUUUUUAUUGACAUUAUUUAAGGAAUCAUGUAAAAUAUAGAAGGAAUUGGCACAAUGUGUCUUUUUUCUUUUUGUUUACACAUAGACACUUUGAAUUAUCCAUUUGCCUCCUUGAUUCACUGCUUUUUCUGUUUCUUUCCAUUUAAUUUACUGGUGAGCAGCCGAGACUAGAUUAUACAGUCCUCUGGUGUCGAUAUAAUGUUUACCAUUACAUUGAUUUGUCUCACUACGUGGGAUUUUUAUUUAAAAUAUACAGCUACGUUUUGACUUUGACAUGGUUGCCAAGUAUUAAUUAUACAUUUCAACACAAAGGUAUCUAUAAAUGGAUAAUUAUUUGAUAUUAUUACAAAGAAAUAGAAGUGAAGUUGCUAUAAGCACAUGACAAGCAGGGAGGUUUGUAAACUUAAUACAAAAUAUCAUUACAGCAAAAGAGGGCAGACCCUUAUUGUAUGAAGACAUUUGAAUGAAACAUUCUGCUUGAAAGUGUUGCCCAGUGAUGUACAACAAUGUGAAUGCCCAUAUUAUUGUAACUAACACAGUGAAAUGAUAGAAGAAAUAAAAUAUGAAUAAGAAAGCUA
Molecule: messenger RNA, 2404 nt
Organism: Pseudoliparis swirei
Lineage: Eukaryota; Metazoa; Chordata; Actinopteri; Perciformes; Liparidae
Gene: preb
Product: prolactin regulatory element binding
Exons: 10
Coding region: 231-1529 (432 amino acids)
Biological process (GO): protein secretion
Cellular component (GO): endoplasmic reticulum membrane
Molecular function (GO): protein binding; guanyl-nucleotide exchange factor activity; GTPase activator activity
Source: RefSeq, a predicted model, not a curated record